AUGCCACGACAAGUUUGCAACCUCGCUGUCCUGCUCGCUUCUCUUGCAGCCUUCCUCGUCAUCUUCACUCGAACUGGCCAGGUGCAGCAUCCCUUCGGUGACGACCUCGCACCUUUGGGCUUCGAUGAGUCUCAACGAUCAGCUCCAAGUCGAUCAUAUUUUUCUCUUCAGUAUGCCUUCAUGUAUGACACCGAAGAUGUCGAGGCCCCCGCAACCUUCAUGGAUGCCUCCUCUCUUUCAAAGACCUCUGGCUAUGCCGACACAGCAGGCAUCAGGCGUCCCGAACCCUUUCCCGUCCUGGCACGGACGUGGGGCGAGAACGACAAUCAGCAGGGCACAUUCGACACUGAUGACAUCCCCCAGCCUUUGGGGCCCGAUGUGACUGAUCGUGACACCAUCAUCAGUCUUGCGAUGAUGACCUCUGACGCCUAUGUAUUUGGUCCGUCCGAGCCAGACUGGCUAAAUUCCACAAAUGGUUUCAAUCACUCGGUCGGAUUUGGCUGGAAUGGUACCGGGCUUCGCGGCCACAUCUUCGCCAAUGCAGACAACGGCACCGUCAUCAUUUCAUUCAAGGGGACCAGUCUCGACCCUCGAGAUAAGUGGCGCGCCAAUGACCGUCUCAAUGACAACUUGCUAUUCAGCUGUUGCUGUGGUGAUCAACGACCUGAUCCAUAUCCGUACGGCCCUGUUUGCGACUGUCGGACUGACAUCUACCAGUGCAAUUCUACAUGCUUGACGCAAGAACUGUGCCAGAACGACCGCUACUACGGAUCCGCUCUGACUGUGAUCUCGGACGUGUUGACCUGGUAUCCUGAUGCUAUCGUUUGGUCCAUAGGCCAUUCUCUGGGAGGGGCCGUCGCAAGCCUCAUUGGCCUUACGCAUAACUUCCCGACCGUGACUUUCGAAGCCCCUCCUGAAAAACUUCCGGCCUACCGACUUGGUCUUCUCUAUUCCCGCAAGCCAAUGACCUAUCACUUUGGAAACACUGCUGAUCCUGUCUUCAUGGGCGCCUGUAAUGGAUGGUCAUCUUCGUGUGGUUUGGCAGGCUAUGCCUUUGAAAGUCAAUGCUUUACCGGCAAAAAGUGCGUCUAUGACACGGUUGGUGAUCUGGGUUGGCGCCUGAGCAUUGCCAAUCAUAGGAUCAACACCGUCAUCAAAGAUGUACUGCAGAAAUACAACACUACUCCCACGUGUGAGUUUGAUGACGAGUGUGUCGAUUGCUACAACUGGGACUUUACAGUACCGAGUGCGAAGCCUAGUAGUGAGUCAAAGCGCAGCUUUUGA
Molecule: messenger RNA, 1284 nt
Organism: Capronia epimyces CBS 606.96
Lineage: Eukaryota; Fungi; Ascomycota; Eurotiomycetes; Chaetothyriales; Herpotrichiellaceae
Exons: 2
Coding region: 1-1284 (427 amino acids)
Biological process (GO): piecemeal microautophagy of the nucleus; macroautophagy; multivesicular body membrane disassembly
Molecular function (GO): glycerophospholipase activity
Source: RefSeq, a predicted model, not a curated record